Molecule: messenger RNA, 4698 nt
Organism: Exaiptasia diaphana
Lineage: Eukaryota; Metazoa; Cnidaria; Anthozoa; Actiniaria; Aiptasiidae
Product: phosphatidylinositol 4-kinase beta
Exons: 19
Coding region: 873-3245 (790 amino acids)
Biological process (GO): phosphatidylinositol phosphate biosynthetic process; phosphatidylinositol-mediated signaling
Cellular component (GO): membrane; cytoplasm
Molecular function (GO): 1-phosphatidylinositol 4-kinase activity
Source: RefSeq, a predicted model, not a curated record
CAAUGGCAGAUGGGUCUAAAUUUACUACAUGGCGGAAGAUGGAUGGUGAGAAUGAACUUUGUAGUGGACGUUUUAGCAUUGUGGUUGAUAAAUCAGUACAUGUCAACUACCAACCUCUCAUCCAGUGAAUUUCCGUCGCGUUGUAUCAAGAUAACGAUGUACAUCUAGAAAUAACGACGAAAAACAAAGCAGUUUCAUACUGACACCGUGAACUCAUCAGUUUGAAUGGUUCAGUGGACCGUUCAGUUUUUCAUAUUUUCUUCGAUUGCUUGCAUUUCUAUCAGAUUGGAAAGAAAGUCUGGAAGUCAGUUUGUCAGGAAAAGUAAGCUUUAAGAAUCUAAAUAGUUACUCGUCAACCACUAUUUUUGUUACUGAAUAUUAUUCGUGCAUUCACCGGAUGUGCGUUUUUGACGAGUCCAACAAGAAUCUCAACAGUACUUUUUUAUCCACGGCAAUUAGUUAUUCACUGGUUCCUAAGAGAUUUUUCUCAACAACAACAGUGUACUUUCUGAGAGGUCUUGCUGGGUUUUAGGCAUAUCAUUCUCGAAUAUCUUAGUUUUACAAUUAAUUCUGUUGGGGGUAGAAGCUUAGAUAUUGUUUAUCAGUGUGAAACCGAAGAUUGACCGAAAAUCUGCCCGUGGAAAUCAUUGAAUCACAAAGUUGAACUGGGGAAAGAUUUUGUGACAGUGAUGCAGUCUUAAGGACCUUUAAUAAUAAGGACUGAAUUACAAAGAUAGCUUCUUGCGAAAAAGAAUUGUUGAAAGAGUGACAACGGCGGAUGUGCCUUGAAACGUCGUCAAAAGUGGCGAAUUCUUACGAAAAGCCAGAGACGAUGAAAUUAUAUUUUGUGGUGAACAUAUUUUGAUAUUGUAAUGUCCUCUUUGGCAAAAUGUCACGAAGGGACUGUCUCAAAAGAGCCAUUGGCACCAUCAACAUCGACUAUCUCAAGUUCACCACCACGUAAUCGAGCAAACAGCAUGCCAGUGAAUAAUAACAGUGGAGCUCAUUCAGUCAUUCCUAAUGGACAUCCAGAAAAUGCAGAAAAACAACAACACGAUGUUAAGGCUAAAAAGAAGCUGAUACUUCCAGUUGGGGAUGGACUUGUGUGUACAGAGGCACUGCCUCCUCCAAAAAGCUCAUGGCUACUUCGAUUAUUUGAAUCCAAGUUGUUUGAAAUGUCCAUUGCUAUUGCUUACUUGUUCAAAUCCAAAGAACCUGGAGUUCUCACAUACCUUGGAAACAAACUUUUUUCUUUAGAUGAUGAUGAUGUUAGUUUUUAUCUCCCUCAGCUUAUUAACAUGUAUAUCCAUAUGGAUGAUGUUGGUGAAGUGGUCCACAGUUACAUUGUGGAAAGAUGUAAAAGAAGUUUUGCCUUUUCACUUCAGGCUGCAUGGCUAUUAGAGGCACACUGCGCUGAUGGAUGGCUUCCUACCAAAGAGUAUUCAAGAGGGAUGAGACUGUUACAGAUUAUCAAACUUGAGGGUGCAAAGCCAAAGUCACCAGUAGGUGUUGCUCAGUCUGCUAUAGCUCCAAUAUCUCCUAUUACAUCUACACCAAGCAAAAAGACCCACCAUAGGUCAAAGUCUGAUGCUACUGCUGCAAUAGUGCAUAGUGCUACAUACUCAAGUAACCUGAUGCAGGCACACGAGUUUGAAGGAACUGCAGCAAAUGACUUGAGAUAUGGUCAUGCCUUUGAUGGCUAUUGUCACAAACAUUCAACCCUUACAUCAGCCAAUGCUUCUAGUCCUGCACUUAAAGAUCUUGCUAGAGCGCAAGGCAGCUGCAAUUGUCAGAAUGCAAGAUUAGAGGCACAAAGAGAAUUUAUUUCAGCCUUGAUUGGGAUAGGCAAGAGGCUCCAAACACUGCCAACAAAGGACCUCAAGACUUCCAGACUGUUUGCAGAACUGUCUUUAUUAAAUCUCAACCUACCAGCGAAAGUUAGCCUUCCUGUGCACUUGAAGCUGGGAAGCCAUUAUGUUGUAAGAAUACCGCAUACUGCAGCCGUGGUGCUGAACUCCAAGGAUAAGGCCCCUUAUUUCAUAUAUGUUGAAGUAUUGUGUUCUGAAAAUGAGGAUGAGCCACUUCCAUCAAAACGAUUUGAAAGCUCACUUAGACAGACAAGAUCUGAAGAGCAUUUACCAACAUAUUGCAGAUCAGAAACUGUCAAAUUUAUGAUCAAUUCAGGAGACUCUGAUGAUGAAUGUUGGUCAGCAGAGCUUGAACAAAUGCUCAAACAAGAAUCAUUAGCUAGUAAUGAGAAAACUGAACCAGAUGGAACAGAGGAUACAUUUGUUGCUGCAGCUGAUAUCAGAAAGAGAUUGUCAGAACAACUAAGCACUCCUGCAGCACAAUUCAAAAGAGAUCCUGAAGACCCCUCAGCAUCUGCACUAAAAGAGCCUUUUGAGGACAAAGAGAGAAGAAUACGAGAAACGUCACCCUAUGGGCAUCUGCCUAAUUGGAAGUUACUGCCCAUGAUAGUGAAAUGUGGAGAUGAUUUACGUCAGGAGCUUUUGGCUUACCAAUUGCUAUCUCAGUUGCAGGCCAUUUGGAAACAGGAGAGAGUUCCUCUAGCACUCAGGCCGUUUGCUGUAGUUGUAACGUCCAAUGACAGUGGUCUGAUUGAGCCAAUUGUCAAUGCAGUAUCUCUUCAUCAAAUUAAAAAGCACAGCCAGAUGUCCUUACUGAAUUAUUUCAUUAAGGAACAUGGUGAAAUGAAUUCAGAAGCAUUUCUUACUGCUCAGCGGAACUUUGUCGAAAGCUCUGCAGCGUACUGUCUGGUCUGUUACAUACUCCAGGUUAAAGACAGACACAAUGGCAAUAUUUUAUUGGAUAACGAGGGUCGUAUCAUCCACAUCGAUUUUGGUUUCAUCCUCUCAAGCUCGCCAAGAAAUUUGGGUUUUGAGAACUCGCCAUUCAAGUUGACCCACGAGUUUGUCGAGGUCAUGGGCGGUAUUGGUAGUGACAUGUACAACUACUUCAAGAUUCUAAUGCUGCAAGGUUUUCUAGCAGCUCGUAAAAACAUGGACAAAUGUCUCCAAAUUGUAGAAAUCAUGCAGACUGGCUCGAAUCUCCCUUGCUUUAUGAAUGGACCAUCUACAAUAAAAGCGAUGAGAGACAGAUUCCAUAUGAACUUGACUGAAGAGCAACUCGAUACUUUAGUCAAUGGCAUGGUGGAGACAAGUAUAUCAUCGCUCACUACGAAACUUUAUGAUGGCUUUCAGUAUAUCACUAAUGGCAUCCUUUAACAGAAAUCUCUUGUAAAGAGAGAAAUUGAUGUAACAAUGAAUUGAAGAUUCUGUUGGCUGUGAUGGGGUCUUCAAGUAGACCAAGUCGUGAUCUUCGCUCACCGCAAAAAACUGCUAACAAUUGUACAGAAUUUAAAAUGGUUGAUUAGAAGAGUCAAAGUUGUCAUCGAAAUGGUUUAUUAGAAAUUAUCGAAAAUGGAAUUAUGUAGAGUGUAGAGCAAGGAGAAAGUGGGCUGAUACUUCAUGAAAGAACCCUAAUCCUAAUACGUGUACGUGUAUAGACCCCUUGCAUGUGACGUCAAAACAGCUUCAUCUGGAGGACAAAACAAAAGAUUUUUAUCCUCUUGGGAACUAGAAUCUAUUGUUUUGUCCUCCAGUUGGAGCUGCAUUCCCAUGAACUGCAAGGGGUCUAUAAGUGGGAUCCUACGUGUUCUUACAUGAAGGACCAUAAAGUAGUAACCGGUCAGUUUAUCCCGUAGACAUCGUGGUUUUCUCGGACGCAAGUGUUGUACACUUUGGUUGGUUGAUCAAAGGCAAAUACCAAAAUAAAUAAACUUUCCAAUUCUGAAGUACAAUUGUACAAAUGGACAAAGAUAAAGGACCCUUAUUCAUUGUAAACUUCACCCUAUGGAUGAGUUUUAAAUAAUCGUAGGCCGAACUUAAUUCGUCGAACUUAAUUCUGUUCAAAUUUCUUCAGUAUUAUUAUCAAGUUUAUAAGAGGCAAAAUGAUAGAUUUAGAUAAAAACGCUGUGUUUUAAAAACUCAACGUGUCAGUUAUAAAUUCAAGAGAAUAGGAAAGUUUUAAAGUUUCGCACAUUGAACAAUAGAAACUUGAAUUCGGUACGGUGAAAAUUAAAUUCGACGUUAAACCCAGUACUGCAUAGAAGUAGAUUGCCUUUAUGUGCUUUGGCUUCGCUUACGUGCACAAUAGUUAGUUAGUUGUCCUUUUAAGCCCCCGACGCACACGAUAGUUAGUGCGUAAGGGAAAUGCCACGCGAGGCACUUUGAUCAGCGUUUUGCUCACCGCGAACAGCAAAAAUUGGUACGUACACGCUGCUCAAAGCGACUCACGUGCCAUUUCCAUUACGCACUCUCCUUUCGUGUGCGUCGGGGGCUUAAAGGACAAAGAGUGCUAGGUUAGGUCAGACUUUUUACGCGAAUGAUACAUCCAGUUUAUAAAAGCUGAAGAUAAAGUAUUUGACAAAGAAAAUAACUAUUAAAUAUUUUUUUUUAUUAUCACAUCAUAAUUUUAAUAUAUUUGUUUCCCAGGGGAGGAAAUCAAAAUAUUUUUAGUUGAUAAUCUAUUAAAAGUUUCUGUAUUUUUUUCCUUUGCGCCGAAGGGUAUAGAAAUGUCAAACUGAGGAGGGUCCUGGUGAUUUUUGAACAUUUUGUUUCUGUGCGCAAAGUAUUGUACUAUAAAUUUUUCAAAUAAAAGAAACACGUCAGAAAAUGA